GGUAAGGAUGAAAUUGGAAGGAAUUUUAACUCUUGGGGCCAAUUUGCAAGAAGUGGAUAGUUGAAGGGAAACCAAAAUCUUCAAAUCAGCACCUUAGCUAUCUAGUUGAGCCGUAUGCCAUCUCCCUAAGAAUAGAAUUGGAAAUUCCAAGCUCAAGCCUUCGAACAUCAUGUGUAUUCCUUCUAUGACCAACGGAAUUUCAGCCUUGAUCGAAUUUAAUUGUGUAGCCGUUGGGGAUUAACUUCCCAAAUUUGAAGGCCUAAGAAUCGACCCUAUUCGUCCUUUAUAAACGCACCAGCACCGCAGCAGGAAGGGGGGAGAACAAAGGUGAAAACAGGGGAGAAAGAGAGAGGAAUUCAGCCGCUUAUUCAUCGAUAUCUCCGGUUUUUCAUUCUCUAUUGAUUAGUUAGUUUAAUUUCAGAAUUUCUAGUUUUUGUAUUUCAAUUUCAGAACUUUGCAUUCUUCCUUUUAGGGAAAGUAAAAUGGAAGAAAAAUCACUUUUCAAUAGCAUAAACAUGAAAGUGAAAGUUCUGAAAUUGAAAUACAAAAACUAGAAAUUCUGAAAUUAAACUAACUAAUCAAUAGAGAAUGAAAAAACCGGAGAUGAUCGAUGAAGAAGCGGCUGAAUUCCUCUCUCUUUCUCCCCUGUUUUCACCUCCGUUCUCCCCCCCUUCCUGCCGCGGCGCUGCUGCAUUUAUAAAGGACGACGAAUAGAGUCGAUUCUAAUAAUUUUAUUUAAUAAAUUUCCCUCAUAAUUUUUUUUAGUCAAAGUUAUACAUUGUUAAAUGUGAUAACUUGACUGUUACACUUAUUUAAGAAAGGAGACAGUAUGAUCUAAGUCUAAAAAUGCAUUUUUUUGUAAGGGAGGUUUACCUAAAUAGGUGUAGAUAAAAGGAUAAUUGCAACAAUAGGAGUUUAAAGUUUAAAUUCCCAAAAUAUGACUAAGGCUCCGUUCGGCACGCCAAUUCAGCUAUAAAAGAGCUGAAAUUUUGAAGGUUCAGUCAAUUUUAAUUAAAGUGCCUAUGUUUGGUUGAAAGGCUGAAACGGGCUUAACCUGAAAUAUAUGGGCUGAACCCUAACGUUUAGGCUCGCGACGUUUAUAUUCAGCCGCAUCCCUCCAGACUUCACGUUCCCAUCGUGUCCUUCAUCUCACGUAAAACCUCUCCUCUGAUUUCUUACCCAGCCGAUUGCCAAGGUAUGCAUUCUUUACUUCUCCCAAUUCCUUGUUGAUAACACCUAUUUCCUCCGUAAUCUCCAAGGUAUCAACUUUUAUGCUUUAUGAUUCUCUAUUUGUUAUAUGCUUUCGCUUCUCUACUGUAAAUUAAAAAAAAAUAUGAAUGAGGAGCUCACCUGAGUAGCUAUAAAGAAUGCCAUCUGUCAACGUUAAAAAAUAUUGGUAUGAAAAAAAAUCUGGUUUGAAUUUGUUUUUAGUAAUAGAAAUUCUGGAAUCUGGUUUGAAUUAUUAGUUACGUAGUAUAAUACUUACGUUGUUGUGAUUUUUGCUCUUUAUCCACUAUGUUAUUACUAUUAUGAUGAAAGGUAAAAGAUAGGAAAAUCAGAUUGAUGAAAAUUUAGCAACUUGCAAUAGCAAAUUAAAAGGGUGGUACUUGCUGAUAAAAAAAUGCAGAGUAAUAAAAUGAGUUGAGGUUAAAUUGAUCUUUCAUCAAGUUUCAAACGAGAUUAUUAAUCAAUCAACUUGUUGAGUUGUCAUUGUUGAUAAAAGUAAGCAUACGUUUUUUUAAAAAUAAAAAUCACUAACUACUCAAAUUUAUCCUGCAGUCUAAGGCCUAUAAGGAAGUACUAUUUUGAGCUCAGUAUGUGAACGUGUAGUUUACAGUUGUAUAUUGAUUAGAUGUGGUUUCACCAUUCUCAUAUUUGUUGUAUUAUAAGUUCUUUGAUUUCACACCGUUGUAAUGAAAAUAUUUAUUUUUUUCAUUUGCUAUAUUAUCGGUUGAGCCUUUCAGAUGUCAUCUAAGAAAGAUGAAGGGGGUUACUUUAUGUGGUCAGAUGAAACUGUUGCAAUUUUUAAUGAAAUAUGCAUCCAAUUCAUUCUUAAGAAUGGGAGGGGACAACAGUUUAGGUGGAAGGAGAUGCAAGCUUUAUUUGAGGAGAGAACGAAAAGGAAAUGUUCUUUUAAAUGUUUGAAAAAUAAGUUUGACUUUAUGAAAAAAGAUUGGCGAUUGUGGAAGUCACUGAAACGUGAUGAGACUGGAUUGGGUUGGAAUACGGCCAUUGGGACGUUGGAUUGUUCAGAUGAGUGGUGGAGUAAAAAAAUUAAGGAAAAGGCAGAAGUAAAGAAGUUCAAGAAUAAAGGAAUUCCAAAUAACAUUGAAGAGCAAUGGGAUCAAAUAUUUGGGGACUCUGUAGCAACUGGAGUAGAAUGUGUGGCUCCAACUGCUACAAUUGUGGAGAACAAUAAUCAAGAAAAUCAUCAAGUCACUGUCAACUUGGAGGAUAACCGUGAUCCUUAUGAGGUGUAUAAGAGUUACCAUGACGAACUAGAUCUGGGUAAUUUUUUUCAAGACUUUGUGCAAGAGGUUAGUGGAAAUGUUCCUUCUGUUGCUACAGUUACCACUAAUGAAGAUGUAAAGACCAGUGGCACUAGUAAGAAGUGCAAACUAAGGCAGUCUAUGGGAUCAGUGAAACUUAGUGAAAAUUUAGAGAGGGGGAAUACAUGUCUUCAAGCAAUUGUGCGUCUCUUGACAAAAAAAGAGAAGGUUGUUGAUGAUUGUGCAAGUGUUGGUGAUGUCAUGGAAAUUAUGACUAGAAUGGCUGAUAAUGGCGGGCUGGUGAGGAGUGGUGACUUAUGGUUUCACAACAUUUGUAUUCUGGAGAAUCCUACUAGAAGACAAUUCUUCAUAAAGUUUAAAGAUGACGAUGAAAGGCUCAACUGGUUGAAGUUUAUGCACGCAAAAGAAAUGUUUUAAAUACCAAGUCAUACACCUGAAGGUAGAUAUUACUUGGUGGAUAAAGGCUAUCCGGAUCGAAAAGGAUAUCUUGUUUCUUAUCCCAAGCUACGAUACCACUUAGAGCAAUUUGAAAAUGAAGCACCAACAAAUGCUCAAGAAGCUUUCAAUCGCUCACACUCAUCUCUUCGUAGUUGCAUAGAGCGUUCUUUUGGGGUUUUGAAAAAGAGGUGGGAGAUCUUAUCAAGAAUGCUUAUGUUUAGCAUUAAAACGCAGAUAGAUGUUAUUAUGGCAACAUUUGCUUUGCACAACUAUAUUCGAAAAUUCUCUAGUGAUGACAUGAUAUUUGAGGUUCUCGAGCGCCAUCCAGAUUUCAUACCACGUGAUGAUCUUGUUGACAUUCAUAACUCAACUUCAAGUGCCAUCAAUUCACAAACAGAAAGCUGUAGUGAGAUGAAGGAACUUCGCAACAAUAUAACAUCCUUGAUAUGGACUAACAGAAAUUAAAUAUUUUCGCUCCUUAUUAGUCAAUUAUGGUGAUGUUCAUGUUUACAUGUUUAUUUAUUACAACUAUUUCUAACUUAAAUGUUAAUUUUAUGGUUUUUUAUUUUGUAUGGUAUACACGAAUGUUGUAUUUUAGAAUUCAAUACAUGAAUGAGAUAAUCUUAUCAGGACGGAUGGAGUAUUAUAUUAUAUUAU
Molecule: messenger RNA, 3605 nt
Organism: Cuscuta europaea
Lineage: Eukaryota; Viridiplantae; Streptophyta; Magnoliopsida; Solanales; Convolvulaceae
Source: the annotation of a GenBank genome assembly